AUGAAGUCCUUCCGCGCCGCCAAUGCGCUCCUGCGCACCAACAGCGCUGCUUACAAUGCCAUUUCUCGUGCCACCCCUCUCGUAGCCGCCACAAGCUCCCCGGCCUGUCAAUGCCUCCUAACCACUCCCCGUGCGACUCUCCCCCAGACUGUCCGCCCCUUCUCAACAACCCCCGUCCGCCCCGGCAAGAAAGACAAGAAAUCCAAGCGCGGCGGUUCAGAAGAAGUCGAAGAAGCUCCCGCCCGGGGCGGUGGCGGCAAGAAGGACAAGAAGUCCGGCAAGGGCUCAUCCCCAGCAGCCGCCGAAGAAGACCAUUCGAACGAACCCAAAGACCCCAACCGGCCCGUCCCCUCCGCCGAGACCCCCUACGACCUGUCAGACCUAACCUACGCCUUCGACCGCGCCGACAAGCACUACCUCGACGCUCUCAAGACCUUCCGCACCGGCUCGCGUUUCUCCGCGGACUCCAUCGGCGCCCUGCCCAUCUUCCCCGACAAGAAAGACACGUCCCUGACCUACCCCCUGCGGGACCUAGCAACCGUGGCCCAAGUCUCCGGCUCGGGCCGCAAGUGGUCGAUCUUGUGCUUCGACGAAUCUUCCGUGAAACCCAUCAUGUCCGCCGUGCAAAAGUCUCCCGAUUUCAACCAGCAACCGCAGCGCAGCGAAGAGAAUCCGCUGGAACUGACGAUUACAGUGGAGCCCGAGCGGGCGGAGGAUUUGCAGAAGCGGGUUAAAGAAUUGUGUCAGCAGUGGAGAGAUAAGCUAAGGGCGGAGAGCCAUAAGCGCGAGGCGCUGCAUAAGAAGUGGAAAGGACAGGGGAGUAUAUUGGAGGAUGAUGUCAAGAGCUUGAAGACCAAGGUGCAGAAGCUGCAGGAUGAGAGGAUGAAGGGCGUGGCGGUUAGGGAGAAGGAGGUUUGUCAGGCUGUUAUGGCUAGGAAGUAA
Sordaria macrospora k-hell is the source of this 942-nucleotide messenger RNA. RefSeq lists its product as uncharacterized. Gene Ontology annotation, biological process: translation. The record is from RefSeq and is a predicted model, not a curated record. Lineage: Eukaryota; Fungi; Ascomycota; Sordariomycetes; Sordariales; Sordariaceae. Gene Ontology annotation, molecular function: ribosomal large subunit binding. Gene Ontology annotation, cellular component: mitochondrion.